AUGGCGGCCCUGGGAAGCGUCUACAAAGCAGUGCUGAGGUCUUCUUCGACCCAGACCCGCCGCCAGCUUUCUGCGUCUGCCAGCGAUGGAAACAGUGCUUUAGCUGAGAAAUGGAAGUCGCUCUGUUUCCUGAUUGCCCUUCCUGCUGUUACGGUGUGCAUGUUGAACAUGUACCUGAAACGGACUCACCAUAGAGAGGAACGGCCGGAGUUCGUCCCUUACUCACCUCUUCGCAUUCGCACCAAGGUCUGACUUUGCUUUCCCUUGGGAGAUGGCAACAAAACUUUCCACAACCCCCACUUGAAUGCCCUUUCUGAUUGCUAUGAGGAAUAUCAUGAGUGA
This is a messenger RNA of Limanda limanda (common dab), 342 nucleotides long. RefSeq names its product cytochrome c oxidase subunit 6A, mitochondrial-like. NCBI's taxonomy places the organism in Eukaryota, Metazoa, Chordata, Actinopteri, Pleuronectiformes, Pleuronectidae. Gene Ontology annotation, cellular component: mitochondrial inner membrane. Gene Ontology annotation, molecular function: enzyme regulator activity. Gene Ontology annotation, biological process: mitochondrial electron transport, cytochrome c to oxygen. The record is from RefSeq and is a predicted model, not a curated record.